Molecule: messenger RNA, 4091 nt
Organism: Bubalus bubalis (water buffalo)
Lineage: Eukaryota; Metazoa; Chordata; Mammalia; Artiodactyla; Bovidae
Product: keratin, type II cytoskeletal 73
Exons: 9
Coding region: 703-2325 (540 amino acids)
Biological process (GO): keratinization; intermediate filament organization
Cellular component (GO): keratin filament
Molecular function (GO): structural constituent of skin epidermis
Source: RefSeq, a predicted model, not a curated record
UUAAGGGUGGCGGUGAUGGGAGGGUCCAGAACGAAGUCAGUGUGUGUAGCGAAAGGUGUGCAGGGCAGCCUGGUUGGCACAGAGGAGCAGGAGACUAGCCUGGGAGGGCACAGAGGGCCCUGCAACCAGAGGACUGGGCCUGGAUUCCUGGUGGGCUCAUCUUCCAUGGCCCAGGCCAGCCAUGAGACUGCCUCCGGGAGCCCUGGGAAGCCAGGCCACGGAGCCUCUUUCUAACUACAUAAAAGCAGCUUAGCCAGGGUCCUGGGUGCAGCCCAUCUGAUUCUGGUACAGUCGUGAAAUCUCUCACAGAUGCUGCUGUCAGUUAAAGGUCUCCCCUCUGCGCCCCCGCAGUCUGGUCCUCUCACUCCCACGCACUGGGGAAGGGCAAUUUUGAGGCUGUGACAAACUUCCCAAGACCUUUCUAGGGAUAAUUCAGUCAGCCUAAUUAUCCCAUGUUAAUUAGAUAAGACUCAAAUAACAGGAGCAAGGCUUGCAAGCCUAGCACUCUGGGAGGUUUAAGUUAUUUGCCCAGUUCUCUGAUUUUGCUGGGAAAAAAUGAUUUGCUCCAGGCAAACUAAGCCCACAAAUUAGGGCAGUGGCUCCCUCCUGAGCCCUAUAAAGGAGGCAUCUGAGACCGUAGGCUGGUAAGCUACAUCUCACCUAAGGGUUGGCAUCUCUUUCCAGCUCGCUGGCCUCCCCAGCAUGAGCCGCCAAUUCACCUACAAGUCGGGAGCUGCUGCCAAGGGGGCCUUCAGCGGAUGCUCAGUUGUCCUCUCUGGGAGCAGCUCACCCUCCUACAGGGCAGGGAGCAAAGGGCUCAGCGGGGGCUUCGGAAGCCGGAGCCUGUACAGCCUGGGGUGUGCCCGGAGCAUCUCUUUCAACAUGGCCAGUGGCAGUGGGCGGGCAGGGGGCUAUGGGUUUAGCAGAGGCCGAGCCAGCGGCUUUGCCAGCAGCAUGUUUGGCAGUGUGGCCCUGGGGCCCAUGUGCCCAUCCCUGUGCCCACCUGGGGGCAUCCACCAGGUCAUCGUCAACAAGAGCCUCUUGGCUCCCCUCAAUGUGGAGCUGGACCCCGAGAUCCAGAAAGUGUGUGCCCAGGAGCGGGAGCAGAUCAAGGCUCUGAACAACAAGUUCGCCUCCUUCAUCGACAAGGUGAGAUUCCUGGAGCAGCAGAACCAGGUGCUGGGGACCAAGUGGGAGCUGCUGCAGCAGCAGGAUCUGGACAACUGUAAGAACAACCUGGAGCCCAUCCUCGAGGGCUACACUAGCAACCUGCGCAAGCAGCUGGAGAUGCUGUCAGGGGACCGGGUGAGGCUGGACUCGGAGCUGAGGAGCAUGCGUGAUGUGGUGGAGGACUACAAGAAGAGGUAUGAGGAGGAAAUAAACAAGCGCACAACUGCUGAGAAUGAAUUUGUGGUGCUUAAGAAGGAUGUGGAUGCAGCGUACAUGAGCAAGGUGGAGCUGCAGGCCAAGGUGGAUGCCCUGGAGAGAGAAAUCAAGUUCUUUACGUGCCUGUACGAGGGGGAGAUUGCUCAGAUGCAGUCCCACAUCAGUGACACAUCUGUCAUCCUGUCCAUGGACAACAACCGGAACCUGGACCUGAACAGCAUCAUUGCUGAGGUCAGGGCCCAGUACGAGGACAUUGCUCUCAAGAGCAAGGCGGAGGCUGAGGCGCUGUACCAGACCAAGUUCCAGGAGUUGCAGCUGGCGGCCGGUCGGCAUGGGGAUGACCUCAAACACACCAAGAAUGAGAUCUCAGAGCUGACCCGGCUCAUCCAAAGGCUGCGCUCAGAGAUUGAGAGUGUGAAGAAGCAGUGCUCCAACCUGGAGACGGCCAUCACUGACGCUGAGCAGCGGGGCCACUGUGCCCUGAAGGAUGCUCAGGCCAAGCUGGAUGAGCUGGAGGCCGCCCUGCUCCAGGCCAAGGAGGAGCUGGCCAGAAUGAUGUGUGAGUACCAGGAGCUGAUGAGCACCAAGCUGGCUCUGGACAUCGAGAUUGCCACCUACCACAAGCUGCUGGAGGGCGAGGAGUGCAGGAUGUCUGGAGAAUACACCAAUUCUGUGAGCAUAUCCGUCAUCAGCAGUUCCAUGGCCGGGACGGCAGGCGCAGGAGCCGGCUUUGGGUACAGCGGCAGUGGCACCUAUGGCUAUCGGCCCAGCUCUGUCGGCGGCGGCUAUGGCUUCCUGCUGGGGGGCUGUGUCACUGGCAGUGGGAACUGCAGCCCCCGCGGGGAGGCCAAAACCAGGAUGGGGAGUACAAGUGAAAUCAAGGACCUGCCGGGAAAGACCCCAGCUCUGAGCUCACCCACCAAGAAGACCCCAAGAUAAAGUGAAAGACAGCUGUCCAGACAGCUUGCUUUGGUUUCUCCUGGACUCCCUUCUUCAGGGAUAUUCCUCCAUCACACUUAUCAUCACCUCCUCCUUGCUUUUCUUCAUCACUGUCAUCUCUCUCGCAAUUCUCUGCCUUAGUCUUUCUUAAUGAGACGCCAGGAUGCUAGCCCAUCCUUCUGCCUCCAUACUUAGAGGCUUCUUAGUGCAGCCUCCCCUUCCUGCAGAAUUGCCAGGGAUAAAGACUUGACCCUUUCCUGGCUGUAAGCCCCUCGCAGAUGAAGCUUUUGUCUCAAGGGCAGUCCUCCUGCUUCCCCUUCUGUGCCCUGGUUUAGGUAGUUAUUUGGCCAUGUGCUCCAUGGGUACAGAUGAUUACAGGCCCCCUGACAGACCUGCAAGGACUGUCUCUUCUUAGAUCAGCAUCAGCUCUGGGGAAACCCUUGGGCAUUAGCUGUAUUUACCUUGCAUGGUUCCUGCAGACUACAGCCAGGAGAAGCCCUUUGGUGAAGGGAUUUGUGCUCUCAGCAUUUGCGUUCUUGUCCUCGUUCAGGCCUUUCUUCCGUGCUUCCUCAUCUUACCAAUAAAUUUGUACAACUCAUGCUGUUUUUCUCUCCUAAGGGAAUCUACCUCUUAGGCAAAAUCUCUUCUGUAAAUAGAGGUCAAUGUCCUGGAACCCGAGGCCCGGUGUCUUUCAAAGAACCCCAAAGUAACCUUUGAGCUGAGUGAAAGACAUCCUUGCAUGGAUGGCAGGACCCACGGUCACCUUCAUUGGAUUUUGUGAUACUGAGGAUUCAUCUCUGUCCCCCAUCUCCAGCAGAUGAAUCUUUGAAGUCACACUUUUCUCAGGUCAAUGCACGGGUGAAUGGAAAAUCUUUGAGAACAUCCAGAUUGUUGGGACAGACAGGGAGCCAACAUUUGUCUCGUGGCAAAAUUUAAAACUGGCCAAACAGAACAACAAAUAUUGUAUAUUAACACAUAUAUGGAAUCUAGAAAAAUGGUACAGAUGACCCUAUUUGCAAAGCAGAAAUAGAGAUAUAGUCAUAGAGAACAAAUGACCUAGAUGGAAAGGCAAUCCAAAAAAGAGAGGAUAUAUGUAUAUGCAUAGUGGAUUCACUUUGCUGUACAGCAGAAAUGAACACCAACAUUGUAAAGCAACUAUACUCCAAUUAAAAAAAAUUGGCCAAGAGGCAGCAGAAGGCCAGUUCAAGAAAGCCUGGGUCUCAAGUUUUGACUGCUCAUUGUUCUCUGGACAAAGAUCAAAGGUAGAUUCUGUUUUAAUUAAUGACCUGUGUUCUCUUGAUCCUCGGGGAAGUUUUACUGGGUUGAGGUGGACGUGAAUGUACAUGUAUGUAUGUAUGAGUUGUGUUUAAGCGUGGGGGCCAUCUCUGUUGUAUGUCACUCAACUUCCAAAACACUCCUGUGCUCAGAGCUUUCUCAUAGGCUCCCAGGCCAAAAUCAUGCUGGCAGCAUGUGACAGGAAGCGAAAAGUAAGCGAGAGGCCAGCACACACUGAGACCAGGGCUCACAGGUGCAUCUGAACAGGGCCACUAUGGGUCCAGAGAGAGUCCUAGGGUUCAGGUCGAUAGCCUUGGAUUCAGAUUCAAUCCCUGCAACUAAGUGGUGAUCAUGGGCAAAGCUUUCAACUCCUUUGAGCCUCAUUUCUUUAGCUAUAAAAUAAGCAGAAUUAACCACCAGAUUGUAGUUAGGCUAAAAUGAGGCAAUAUGAAGAUGUUCUGUGCAAUUCCUGGUACAAAGUUCAUGCUUAA